Molecule: messenger RNA, 741 nt
Organism: Guillardia theta CCMP2712
Lineage: Eukaryota; Cryptophyceae; Pyrenomonadales; Geminigeraceae
Exons: 9
Coding region: 231-536 (101 amino acids)
Biological process (GO): translation
Cellular component (GO): ribosome; cytosolic large ribosomal subunit
Molecular function (GO): structural constituent of ribosome
Source: RefSeq, a predicted model, not a curated record
UCCUCUCCUCCUCCUCUCUCGCCUCCUCCUCCUUCCUUCCUGCUCUUGGGCCCUUCUCCUGCUCUCUAGGAGCACGGCCCCUGCGCUCCUCUGCCGAAGGAUCGCCCGAGCACGCCGAGGGGAUCUUGUUUCAAUCCGACGUUGCUGGUGGCUGUGAUGAGACGACUUGCCUUUGCGAUUGCCAUGCAACCAGCGAUGGUCUCUUUUCCGGCGGCUCCAACUUGCUCGCCAUGGUUUCAUGCCCGAAGACAAUGAGAACUCAUUGCAACCAUUGCAACAUGCAUCAAACGCACAAGGUGUCACAGUACAAGGCUGGCGCAGCUUCUCUUGUAGCGCAGGGAAAGCGAAGGUACGAUCGCAAGAUGCAAGGGUUCGGAGGACAGAAGAAACCAAUCUUCCACAAGAAGGCCAAGGUGACCAAGAAAGUGACCUUGAGGUUAACGUGUGGCGAGUGCCGUCGGACAAUGAUGAGAUGCAUCGGCAGAUCGAAACAAUUCAUUCUUGGGGAGGACACCGGCAAGAAGUCUGACUACUAAUGUUCUCAACCUCGUCCUCGUCCUCCGCAGUCUCCUCAGCCUGGGAGGCAUGGAUGGCGAUCUCUUUGCAGAAACAAGUCGACUUCCAAGAGGAACGAAAGUUUCAUCCUCCUCGAUGGAGGAGUAUCCUGCGCCUUCAGCGGGAGAUGUACUAUAGCGAUGCAUGUCUGCCUGCGAAACCUCUCUUGUAGCUAAUGCUGUUCGA